This is a messenger RNA of Komagataella phaffii GS115, 555 nucleotides long. RefSeq lists its product as uncharacterized. The transcript has a single exon. Lineage: Eukaryota; Fungi; Ascomycota; Pichiomycetes; Pichiales; Pichiaceae. The record is from RefSeq and is a predicted model, not a curated record. Gene Ontology annotation, biological process: vacuolar protein processing. Gene Ontology annotation, cellular component: intracellular membrane-bounded organelle. The coding region runs from base 1 to 555 and encodes 184 amino acids.
AUGGCUGGCAACGCAGAGAAGAAACAGGCCACCAAAAACACUAAGAUUCUUAAAGAGAUCCAUCUAAUAUCUCUUGGGGUCAAUGCUCUAACACUGUUGAUUAUUUUUCUGUUGAACAGACCAUCAAACAAAAAACCGUUUUUUUUCUUCAAUGUUCCUUUAGUGAUCUGUGAGCUCAUAGUUGAAAAGAUUGGAAGGCCACGAUUCACACUGGAAAAGGUCAGUGGAGGGCGUACUGUUCCCAAACUAGUCUCCUCAGGUGAAGAUCUUAGUCAGUCUGGGCUUACAGAAUACUUAUUCGACAUAAUUUAUUUCACUUUACUGCAGAACAUCGUGCUGGUGAUUUUGGGGACAAAUAAUGUGUGGUAUCUGUCGCUGGUAAUCCCGGCUUUUGCUGCUUACAAGCUUUACGGAUUAUUUCUAGGAGGUAGACAAUUAUUGGGUGGUCGCAGCAGUUUCAAAGAGGAGGAGCCAGCUUCUGGGUCAAAAGAAAAGGGACAGAGCAAGAGACAACAGAAACUAGAAAAGAGAGGACAAAAGGUGAGAUACAGAUAG